Messenger RNA from Vespula pensylvanica (western yellowjacket), 2229 nucleotides. RefSeq names its product probable ATP-dependent RNA helicase pitchoune (gene pit). Gene Ontology annotation, biological process: maturation of LSU-rRNA from tricistronic rRNA transcript (SSU-rRNA, 5.8S rRNA, LSU-rRNA). Gene Ontology annotation, molecular function: nucleic acid binding; RNA helicase activity; ATP binding. NCBI's taxonomy places the organism in Eukaryota, Metazoa, Arthropoda, Insecta, Hymenoptera, Vespidae. The transcript has 10 exons. The record is from RefSeq and is a predicted model, not a curated record. Gene Ontology annotation, cellular component: nucleolus. The coding region runs from base 101 to 1996 and encodes 631 amino acids.
CCUUCGUAGUUUUACAUGUGUAACACGUGGGCAUUUUUCAAAAGUGUUUUUAGAUUCGUGUAAAUAAAAUUUAUUUCUGUAUAAUAUUUCUUAAAGAAAAAUGUCUAUUCCCGAUAAAGUUUUAAUGAGAAAGAUUAGGAAAAGAGAAAAGAAUAAACUGAAAGUAUUAAAGGAAAGAUCUGACAAGCAAAAUGGUGAAGUUAAAAAUAAAGAUCUUGAGGAGAAUAUCGGUCAAGAUGACGUAGAAGAAAAAGUUGGAACCAAACGUUUGGCAAAACAAGAUGGUCCUGUGAAAAAAAAGAAAAAAGAACUAAAAACGUCUAAAAUUGAGAAUGAACAAGAAGCAAGCCAGGAGCAGAACAAUGACGUUAAUAGUGAUGAAAUAGAUAUCGUGGAAGAAAGUGAUAAUAUACAAUUGAAGAAUAGUAAAGAUGUUGUCGAGGAAAGCUUACCUGGAUCUUCUGUAGGAUUAGAAAUAACAAAAGAUAAUAGUUUUGAGACUUUAAAUGAACGUGUAUGUGAAAAUACCCUUAAAGGAAUAAAAGAUAUGGGUUUUACACAUAUGACUGAGAUACAAGCUAGAUCCAUUCCACCAUUAUUAGAAGGCAGAGAUUUAAUUGGUGCUGCCAAAACAGGAUCAGGAAAGACAUUGGCCUUUUUAAUUCCUGCUGUAGAAUUAAUAUAUAAAUUAAAAUUUAUGCCACGUAACGGUACUGGAUGUAUUAUCAUAUCUCCUACAAGAGAAUUAUCAAUGCAAACAUUCGGUGUUUUAAAAGAAUUAAUGAAAUAUCAUUACCAUACGUAUGGUCUAUUAAUGGGUGGUGCUAACAGACAAACCGAAGCACAAAAACUUUCAAAAGGAAUCAAUAUUAUUGUUGCUACACCAGGCAGAUUAUUAGAUCAUCUUCAAAAUACUCCUGACUUUUUAUAUAAAAAUCUACAAUGUCUUAUCAUCGACGAAGCAGAUCGUAUUUUAGAUAUUGGUUUUGAAGAGGAAUUAAAACAAAUUAUUAAUAUAUUGCCAAAAAGAAGACAAACUAUGUUGUUCAGUGCGACUCAAACUAAGAAAGUAGAAGCAUUGACAAGUUUAGCAUUAAAGAAAGAACCCGUGUAUGUUGGUGUCGAUGACGAAAAAGAAAAGGCAACGGUAGAAGGUUUGGAACAAGGCUAUGUAGUUUGUCCCAGCGAAAAACGUUUCCUACUUUUAUUCACAUUCUUAAAGAAAAAUAGAAAAAGGAAAAUUAUGGUAUUCUUUAGUUCCUGCAUGUCAGUCAAGUAUCAUCACGAACUCUUGAAUUAUAUAGAUCUUCCAGUAUUAAGUAUACACGGAAAGCAAAAACAAACUAAACGGACUACAACAUUUUUUCAAUUUUGCAACGCUUCUUCCGGUAUACUUUUAUGUACAGACGUAGCUGCUAGAGGUCUCGACAUACCCGAUGUCGAUUGGAUCGUGCAAUACGAUCCACCGGAUGAUCCUAAGGAAUAUAUUCAUCGCGUUGGAAGAACGGCACGUGGUGAAGGUAGUAGCGGACACGCUUUAUUAAUUCUACGACCAGAAGAAUUAGGUUUCCUUCGUUAUCUCAAACAAGCUAAAGUUCCGGUCAACGAAUUCGACUUUUCGUGGAACAAAAUCGCGGACAUACAACUACAGCUCGAGAAAUUGAUCUCCAAGAACUACUUCUUAAACAUAUCGGCGAAGGAAGCGUUCAAGGCAUAUGUCAGAGCAUACGAUUCGCAUCAUCUCAAACAGAUAUUUGACGUACAGACAUUGGAUUUGGCGAAGGUUGCCAAAUCUUUUGGAUUUUUAGUUCCACCAGCUGUAGACCUGAAAGUGGGAGCUAGCAAAGAUUCGCGGCCACGAAAAAGGCUCGGCGGGGGCGGUUAUGGUUUCUUCAAGAACAUGAACAAUCCAAAUGCCUCACGACAGUUGCAACGUACCAAGACCUUCCGCCAGGUGGGUAAACGUGGGAAGGACAACCGACAAUUCACGAGAUAAUUUUUAUAUUAUACUUUUUACUUCGUCGGUCUUUUUUUUUUUCUUUUUUUUUUUUUUUUUUUUUUUUUUAAGUCGACCAUACGAAAUUUCCAUUAGAAGAGCGAAAUUGUACAGACGCUUAGGUACACCAUGGUUUUCCAAUUUGUCUUUUAUUACGUAUGUGUCAUCGACUAGACACUCUAUAAAAGGUAAUACUUCUAAGCGCCCAAAAGAAGUUUAUUUCUUUUUUUAAA